ACGCUGCUGGAGCAGGCUGUUCCUGCUGGUGUUACACCUGUAACGUGGGCUGCCUCCGUGGUGAAACUGGGUGGUAAAGGUCCUGGCGGGAUGGGCUACAAAGCCUGCCCCAAGCCCAGCUGACCCUCGCGGACCCAGCUGUGUUUCUCGAGUUUGGAGAUGGCAUAGCUCCGAGUAGAGGGUGCAGCAACGACUGGGCACAGCGCAGGGCAACGAAUGUUGCCAGGGUGGGAGAGUCUCGGUGCGCAGGGCAGAGCUCAAGGUCCUGACUCCUGGGUAAGGGUGUUUGUUCUCUGUCUCAAGGGCAUCUGUAUUUCUGACGCAAGUGGGAUAGAGUUAGUUCCUUGGAUGGACUUCUGCUGUCUUUGGGAGCACAUGUGCAUAGAGUUCCUGGUGUGGGAAGUGUUUGAUUGGCAGCUCUCUUUGGGACUGGCAACAGCUCCCCUGUAAGGGGACCCUUUCUUUGUCCCUCUCCCAGGCCUGGCGGGCAAGAGGUGGCCUCUCUGCAGGGGAGCGAUGUUUUUCAGAGUUAAGCCUGAGAUCCACGCUCCUCAGCAGGAGAUAGGAGCUUCUGGGCCAGUAUGGCGCUCUUCAGAGCGUGCCAAGCUGAGCCGGAUGCAGCGCACAGGGAAGAGCUGCUCUCUGUGGCGUGGGGGUGGCAGGGCAAUUGUUAUCUUGUUCCAACCCUCUGUUUAGACUGUUUACUCAGGUGGACUUUGGUUUGCUGCAAGAGGAAGCUCAAACCCACAGGUAGGAUGAUAUUGUGUCCCAACCUGUUGUGAACCUUGGAGCCUUCCUCCAGGGGUGGUUUUGAUGCCUCUUCCCCCCUUCUGGUACGCUCUUUGGGCCCAGUGUCCUUGCAGCCUCUCGGAUGGCUCUCCUCCAGUUAGAGCCUUGAAGGGUUCAGGUUCAAGCCCACCCUUUCCUAGGAUGCUAGCAGAAGCUGUGUUUUGGAAGCUAUGAUGUGCUCCAUGUACUCCAGCACACAUGCAGGGAAAUGAUUCCAUAAUUCCUGUAAAAAGACAAAUUCCAAGAAGACAGGAAACACCAGGAAAGUUGGGGGGAAGGGAAGGGAGGAAGGGUUCUUAAGCCUGCAGAUUGCUAAACUGCAUACCAUGGCACGUUCCUGACCACAGGAAACUCGAGCACUUUACAGAUCCUCUAGGUAGACCCUUGGGGAGCCUGGGAUAUAACUUGUGGACUUCUGUUAUCCUGAGCUGUUGAUCCUUCUGACAUUUUUUUACUUGCUUCAGCUCUUCCAGGGGCUUGCCCUCAAAUCUUGUCCACAAACCCAGUGGAGUGUGUGAGCUCUUCUCUGAUUCCUAUCCUCUUGUAAUUGAGCUGCUUCUGGGGACAGGUUUCUCUGAAGAUGUCACUCACUUCUGUAUGUUAAACCCUUAGCUCCAUGCAUCCCCUCAUAGCCUGCUGGAAAUGCGUGGGGAGACAGUCCUUGGAAGGCUUUGCAAGGAGUCAUUCUCAGCCUUCAGUUUGCUAACUGAAGUUGGGCUGCUGGCUCUCUUGGUUUCAUGUCUUUGCUGGAAUACUGCUCAAGGAAGAAAAACAGAGGAACAUAAAGGACUGAGGAGAUGAAUUUGUGGUACAGUGAGUAAUGAUGUGAGCAGGCAGCUGCCUGGCCAGGGUUCCCCUUCUGACCUGUUCUCCUGGCUGCGUGCAGGCAUUUCCCUGUUCUGCUCUGGUGCUCAUCUCUCUAACAUUACACAACCUCUUCUCUCCAGAGGGAGGUCUCGAGGCUCUUGGCCUUUGGAAAAGCAGCUGGGGUUGUUGAUCUGGGUUUCCCAAGCUAGACUGUGUGGUCAUGCUGUGGCCAGGAUACUGGGUUCUCGCACAAAUGGUUUUUCCACUUCUCUGGCUUAAAGUGCAGGGAGUUAGUCCAAAGGCAUUUUUUUUCCUCCCUUUCUUCAAGGGGCUAGUGCUAGACCAUGGGCUGGAGAGGAAAGGAGAUCCGGGAGUAAUGAGACUGUGGUUCAGUUCUCUGCUCUGCACCUGAGCAGUACUUGAGGCUUUGCACAAAGGUACGAUUUUCGUUUCUCUUCCAUCCCUGCCUUCUCCCCACCACCACCAGCCUGAGCUGAACCUGAAGGAGUUUUAGAAGUCCAAUUGGUGUUCCCUGUGUGAUCGCUGUUUGCACUCCACUUGCCGUAGAGAUGACUAUCAGAUCCCUCUCAGUCCCUGGAGGCUGUGCGAGGUAGGCGUGCUAGGUCCAAGGAAUGCCCCUUCCUAGGGCAGAAGCUGGCACGAGCAGCUUUUUGGAGCGGCCCCUGGGAUGGCUGUGUUGCUUGUAGGAGAAGAGGCCUAGCAAGGCAGGGACUGCAAUAUAACUAAAAUGGAGCAGCCCUCCACCUUCUGGGAGCCUGUGCCCUACGGUGAAGGGAAGACGGACGGAUUGCUGCAGCAGCCCAGGCUCCGUGGGGCAGGAGCAUCCUUGGAGCACACCAGGAUUUUUCUUGUUCCCUAGUGCAGCCCACUAGUGGUCAGUGGGGCUCCAAACUGGGACGUGAUGUUUUCUGGGCUCUGCAAUAGUGAAGACCAUUCCUUUUGUUGCAGCUUUAAAGAAUGUGAUGACAACGUUCCUGUCCCUGUGUAAUAUUGUCAGGCACUAAGUAUUACAGAAAGGGGUGGGGAGGGAGAACAACCAUAAAUGUUGCGUCUAACUUGAGUAGCGCAGUCUCCUCAGUUGUUAAACAGCGGCUUGAAAACAAAGUGGAUGGUUUUAGUCCAAGGUCAGUACAAAGAUGUGGGGAAGUUUCUUUUUCCCUUUUGAUUACUGGAAAAGUUAUGCUGGAAACACAGGGGAGAAGGCACAGCUACUGGUCUUUUAACGCUUGCAUUGCCAGUCCUUUCAGCUUUCCUUGCUAAUAAGGCUGAAGUUACUUGAUACUCUGGGUUAGUGCUGUGAGGCGUUAUGGCAGGGUCGAUCCUGUUAGGUGCUAAAUGAGCAGGGAAUAUAGGAGAGCAUCUGUCCAAAGAUGUUACCUGUGAAAUUCUGAAAGCAGCCUUUUCUCCCCUGUAGAGUUGCUAGAAGUAGAAAUGGAGGGUUAUUCUGCACCCUCCUAUAGUAAUUGGACUUCUAAUCAAGGCAAUAAGUUAUAAUCUGAAGAGGUUCUCCCAAGUCUGCUGCUGUGCUUUACUCUUUCCUCUGAAAUAUCUGGUGCCAGCUGUUCAUAGGAAUAAGAUGUCAGGAGGGACCUGGCACCUCCUAAUUCCUCUGCUUUCCUAGGAAAGUGUGUUGAAUGUGUUCAGGAGCCAGGUGUAGCAGUGAGGUGCCCUGUGCCCAUCAGCCACCUGUGGGACUGGAUGGUCCGUAGCGAGAGCCCUUGGAAGCUGUGUGGGUGGGAUGACUUGCUCCUAACACUGCUUUUCUGCAAGAUGGGGCCCAGCAGCCCAUGCUCUGCCACAGCGAGGCUCACGGGUUGGGGUGGUCCUUUCUCUCUACUGUGAAUGCAAGAUUGUGGGGACAUCUGUGCAAGCAGCCUCCUUGGGAAGCAGAUUUUCAGGCAAACAGAGUUUCAGGCAGUGCUGUAGCAUGGCAUGCUUCUCAAAGACUUGCUAGUGGUGCUAAAAGGCUCUCUUCUGGAACAGAUGACACCAAUUCCCCAGGAGUUACUGUGAGAUAAUAGGAGUCUUUUUAACUCUCUCCCUAGGAGGGAUUGAACAAUUUGGGAGAGAGAAGCAAGCAUGCUGGGAAUGGUGAGUGAAGUGCUCCACAGGUCUCCUUGGAGGCGUUAAACAUUAGAAAAUUUAAUGCUGCGGUAUUCAGGCAUGCAUUUUCUAGGGAUUUGGCUUUAUUUGGGAGGACAGGAGGGAUGGGGUGAAUUCAUUAAAAUAUCAUGGUGUUUGUUACCCUGUGUUGGAGUAAGGUAGCUAAAAAUGCUGUCUUUUAACUGAACUGAUCACUCAAGUGUUGGUAAAUGGCAGUUGUACCAUAUGCAAAGGUAGUGUAGUGCUAGUGCUGUGGCGUGCUGAGCUGCCUGUGGGACUGGAGGGCAGAAGGACCUUGCCAGCCAGAGCUGCCCUUUGCUUGCUCGGUGGCCUUAGGCAAUUCACUUAGGUAGGAUCCAGUUUCAAACAUGGCCUCGGAUAAGUUACUUUUUGGCAUCCCUGUUUGUAGGUGCUGAGCUUGAGGAUGUUUAACUAGAGGAUGGUCUUCAAGGCACCUGAGCAUUGUGGAGAUUUCUGGCUGCUCAUACUCAUAAGAAUCACAGCCAAAAUUCAUUGCUUCUGAAAAUGUGGACUUUCUCUCCCAAACCACCCUUAACUCACCUUUACAGGUACUCGCGUACGGGGGUGAUGGUGACGAGGUGCUUUGAAGACUGAGGGCUCUGUAUAAGCACAAAGUGCAAGUGCCUUUAUCCCGAAGCGCUGCUGGCAGUGCUCCAGCCCUCUGCUGCGAGGGUGUCCAGAUGCACGCGGCCCCCUUGGAGCCCUCCUGCCUGGUGGCUGGGAAGGACUGGCCGGCUUGUACCGCUCUGGCCAAACCACGUCCAAGGGCCUCUCAGCGUGUCUGAGACACUUCCGUUUCCAACUCAGCAGCCUGUGAGGCUGGGGGGUUCUCCUGGCUCCUUGGUACGGCUGGGGAACUGGGGCGAGUGGAGGCUAAGAGGCUGUGCACCAAAGUGUUCUUGGUUUAGCUCUUUCCAGCAGGAGAGACAUUAAAAAACAUAAUCCCCUCUUAGACAGUAACUCAGCCGGCUGGACCCCCAGCGUGGAUGCAAUCAUUCACGCUCCGUGGAGUAUGUUGUACGAGCAAAACAACUUCCUGGCUGACUGUAGCCGUUCCCCCAGGGGGAUUCAGGUGGGCCAGGGUGGCAGCAAAGGCUGGUGACAGCGUGAGGAAGCGGGCCCAGGAGUGCCAGAGCAACACAGUGACCCAAACAGCUGCCUCUCUAUGCACGUACCCCCCUACUCUGAGCAGGCAGGCGACAGCAAAGAUGAAAGUGGGUCCCACAGCAGCAGAGAUGUUCUUGGGGAGAGGAAUUUUGGCAGGAAAGCUGAAUGAGUUGUGGGGAGGAAGGCAAUGAAAUAAUUUAUUUCCCUGGGAACUGUUUUGCUUCACACAAUGUGAAGUUGAGAGGCUGGGCUUGGAGCUAGACCACACAGGCUUAGUCUCCACUGGAUAAAGCCUAAGAAUGGAGGCUGAAUUGUUCUUGCACCCCAGACGGCACUCCCUGGAGGAGCUGGCUGAGGACAACACAAAGAUGGAGGAAGCAGAAUGACUUCUCUGCUCCUCAGUGCAGGCUAGUUCUUUCCUGGAAGUCCCUGUGGUAGGUCAGGGCAGCCUGGGCUGGUGGGAGCUCUGGGCCCUGAGUUCCUUUCUCUCUUCAGGAAAGAAGAGCUGCUCUCUCCAGGCUCUGAAAGCCAAGGCUGUGGUUACCUCCGAUGCAACGGUUAGAGCGUGGCUGCAGAACUGGUUGUUCCCUGUUACACCAAGCAUCAUGUCGUCCAAACCUAAACAAUAGCUGUAACUGUACCAGCCGCACAAGCGCAGGUCGGGGCCAAGGAUUCUCAACGCCCCCGUGAUGAGUUCAUCCGGAGAGUCCCCGCGCUGCAAAGGCAACGUUCUGUUGGGACUUGUUCCCUGCUGGGAAAUUGUGCAGAAACUCAGAAUUAAAGGUGCCUUUUGUUGCCUUGGCCAGGUACCCUCCUUGGUGCUGAUUCAUCCUGCUCCUUCUGGUAGGAAAGAGGAGGUGAAGAUAUUCCGUGCCUUAAUCUUAGGGGAGCUGGAGAGGGGCCAGAGCCAAUUCCAGGCGCUCUGCUUCAUCACACGGCUUCACCGUAACGAGAUCAUCCCCAGUGAGUCUAUGGCAAAGCUGCGGCAGAAAAAUCCCAGGACAGUGCGGCAGGCUGAGGAGGUGCGGGGCCUGGAACAUCUCAGCAUGGAUGUAGCUGUCAACUUCAGCAAAGGUGCCCAGCUGAGCUCUCACAUCCACAAUGUCUGUGCAGAGGCCAAAGAAGCAAUCUACACCCGAGAGGAAGAUGUCAAAUUUUGGCUGGAGAAAGGGGUGGAUGGCUCUAUGUUUGAGGUCCUGCCCCAGACGUCAGACCUCCCCGACCUGCAGCGUUGCAAGCUGUGCGCGGACCGCUGGAAACCCUGUAUUUGCAGCUACUCGCUGAACAUCGAGUGGUACCCGUGCAUGCUGAAGUACUGCAAGACUCGGGAUGCUGGGGGCAAGGUUUCUUCUUACAAGUGUGGCAUCCGCAGCUGCCAGAAGGGCUACACCUUCGAUUUUUAUGUGCCGCAGAAGCAGCUAUGUCUGUGGGACGAGGAGACCUAGCAGCGCCAGGCCAGGCUUUUUCAAGGGGCAGCUCGCCUGCCUCCUGCCCCCCUUUUUAUGAUGCUAAGGGCGUCCUGGAGUCUGCCGCUUCCAAGGAAGGAAUACGGUCCACAGAGGUGCCUUGUGCUAGGAGAGCUUUGUGUGUGCCUUUCCUUCUGGCCCCUUGCACCCUCUCCCCACCUAAUACUGCCUCAUACUGUGAUAAGCAAGCUCAGCUACCUGCACGUUAAUGCUCUCCUGCCAGCUGCCAAGAGGUGCCGCUUCCUGAAAGAAGCGGGAGACGUGUGUUUCUGGGGUGAAGGCCUGGGUGGGGUGUGUUUUGCCCUGCUCUAGAUUUAGCAGAUGUGAAGGGAGGCAGCUCUAAUUAACAGGCAUCAGCCUUGAGCAUCCUUAUGGGUGGUCGGGGCAGGGAGAGAAGUGGUUUGACAAUCUGAGCUGUCAAACAUCUCUGCUACUGAAGAAGCCCCUUCACUGAUUUUUGCCACCUUAUGGUGACACAACAGCGUUUCCCAAUGGGAAAACAGCUAAUUUAUGGGACCACAUACUCAAACAAUGUAGGUACGAAACCUCCCCAAAGCAAGAGCCUGCUCGUAGCUUUUUCUAGUUUCUGACUGGCUGUUAUAUCCUUCCUGUGGCUA
Messenger RNA from Struthio camelus australis, 6931 nucleotides. It is a transcript of the gene OAF, whose product is annotated as out at first homolog. NCBI's taxonomy places the organism in Eukaryota, Metazoa, Chordata, Aves, Struthioniformes, Struthionidae. The record is from RefSeq and is a predicted model, not a curated record.